AUGGAUAAGUUGGAUUACACCCCCAAGUUUGCCCCUUUCUUCGGAAUGGCCGGCAUAGCCUUUGCGAUGACUUUCGGAUGUAUUGGCGCAGCAUAUGGCACAGCAAAGUCUGGGAUCGGAAUCUCGGGCGUGGCCACGUUUAGACCAGAUCUAAUAAUGAAGUCUCUGAUCCCCGUGGUCAUGUCUGGAAUUAUCGCAGUAUACUCGCUGGUCAUUUCGGUUCUGAUCGCAGGAGAUAUGGGGCCCCCUCCUCAGCUAAACUACAGUCUUUUCAAUGGAUUUAUGCACCUCGGCUGCGGCCUUUCAGUAGGUCUAACCGGACUUGCAGCAGGAUAUGCAAUUGGGAUUGUGGGUGAUAUGGGGGUACGAUCAUACAUGAAACAAUCGAGGAUAUUCGUUGGGAUGGUUUUGAUUCUGAUUUUCGCUGAAGUCUUGGGUCUCUACGGACUUAUUGUCGCCUUGAUCCUCAACACGAAGAGCCGAGGAUAG
Molecule: messenger RNA, 489 nt
Organism: Venustampulla echinocandica
Lineage: Eukaryota; Fungi; Ascomycota; Leotiomycetes; Helotiales; Pleuroascaceae
Product: V-type proton ATPase proteolipid subunit
Exons: 6
Coding region: 1-489 (162 amino acids)
Biological process (GO): proton transmembrane transport
Cellular component (GO): proton-transporting V-type ATPase, V0 domain
Molecular function (GO): proton-transporting ATPase activity, rotational mechanism
Source: RefSeq, a predicted model, not a curated record